UACUAAAUUGUGGCGAAUAAAAAGAGCAAAUAAUCCUUAGGAUGUAUAGUUUUAAGUAAUUGAUGUGAUAGUGCCGUUUUUGCUGUUCCAAUGUUAAAAGGAUAAGACUUAAAUAAUCCUGCAGUGGUCUCGUCACUGUGCAUCGCAUCGCCAAGGAUUCAAAGUUUGCAUCAGCAGUAACGGGUUUUACUGACGGAACUAUCCGGCUUCUACGUCUAUCGACCGACGCUCGGCGUCAUGGACGUCGCAACCGCGACGGCGCCGCACGGAGAGGGCGUCCUCGGACAUUGUUCUACACCACCAUCAGUGAGCCAUGGUAGAUAAGACCGUCGGGGGUACGCGGUAGUAGUGGUGGUAGUGUCAUCAAGUGUGCCAGGACUCGACCAAGACACAUCAGAACGUGAAGGUGUUUUCCUAGGUUCGCCCUCUGAUACCACCACACGGAGAUUAUUCAUAAACAUAAAAUUGACGGACCGGAGGUAAAUCAUUCGUUUAUACCGUCGUUAUGGAAACGAAACGAUGACGGCCUGCUCUAAUGAAAAGUAUCGUUUCCAUUUCCUUGUAAAAAACGCGGAAUGAGCCCUCAUACAGGAACAGAUACAAGAAGGUCUUGCGUCCGACCGCCACAUUUUGACAUACUAUGGCUCCCAAGGGCUGCUAUGCGGUCCGUGGAAGGCGACCCUUCCGACUGCGUCCUCGUGGUUGGUGUAUCACGACCAAAAAUGGCUGCGACCAUCCUUGUUAUUAUGUUGUUGUCCUUGUUCCUAACUUUCCAUAUCCUUUACGAUAGCGCCCUAAACAGUCUCCAGGCUGCUAGCAAUGAUCGACCCCGACCGCCGACUCUUCUGUUUUCGAAACAAUUUUAUCCAUCCGCUACCAGGAGACUACCUCAGGCGAUAAUAAUAGGGGUGAGAAAGUGUGGCACCCGGGCUCUACUGGAGAUGCUAUCUCUCCAUCCGGCAAUUCAAAAAGCUGCGGGGGAAGUUCACUUUUUCGACAGGGAUGAAAAUUACUACAGGGGCUUGGAUUGGUACAGGAUGAAGAUGCCUCAUUCGUAUCCUGAACAAAUCACAAUUGAAAAAAGUCCCAGCUACUUCGUUACGCCAGAGGUACCAGAACGGAUAAGGGCUAUGAACUCCAGCAUAAAGUUGUUGCUAAUUGUGAGAGAGCCAGUGACUCGGGCUAUCUCCGAUUAUACUCAGUUGCGAAGCCACGCGGCAACGGCCCCUUCUUUCACUUUCGGCACGAGUUCACCCCAACGAUCCUUUCAACAAUUGGCUCUUCAUUCUAACGGGUCCAUAAAUGAAGCUUACCGGCCACUAGCAAUUUCCGUUUAUCACAACUACAUUCAUCGUUGGCUCGAGACUUUCCCAAGAGAACAGAUCCUGAUAGUCAACGGUGAUCUACUGAUCGAAGAUCCUCUAUCUCAGAUACAAAGGAUCGAGGAUUUUCUAGGAUUAGAGUCGAAGAUCAGUACACACAAUUUCUAUUUCAACGAGACCAAAGGUUUCUUCUGCUUGCGAAACGAGACUUCAGAUAGGUGCCUGAGGGAGACGAAGGGCCGAAAGCAUCCCCGAGUAGACCCUCUCGUCAUAUCCAAGUUACGUAGGUAUUUUGCCGAACACAACCAAAAGUUCUACGAGUUAGUUGGAGAGGAUAUGGGCUGGCCCGAGGAGUAAGGCUGACAUUAAACUUUGACUUCUUGUUAUGUUAUUACUAAAACUUCAUACAACUUACAUAGUAGGCAUAUGCUCCGGGUUGACCGUUCCAAACUCAUAACGAAGCGGCAUUGCACUUUCUACACACAUAGCUAACAUUUACAUACAUUACGUUACAUUCCAUUGCUGAAUAAAAAGGCAAACUGCAAUAGUCUCUUUACAACAGACAUCAACAAAAAUGAUACAGACAAGGAGGUGAAUUGUAAGCUGCUAUUUUAUUUUUUGUCAUUUUCGGUGUAUUAAGUACAAAAAAUUAUACUUUCUGUGUAAAUUGUUAGAAUCAAAUAAACAUUUUAUUUACAAGAUUGUUAGCAAUACUUACAUCAGAAUAUAAUCACUGAAUAUUCGAAAAUGAAUCGAAGAUGCACCGAAAAUGACAAACACUGAUAAUAAUGUGUCGUUUUUUCGGGAUUUUUCAUUAGUGUAUCAUGGGAUAAAGACCUAUUUGUUUAAAUUUUAUUCGGGGGUUCGUACCUUAUAGUGUGUGGUAUUUAGAAUGACCAAACAUCAAACCUCAUUGGAAACAACAAAGUACAAAUCUUAGGAAUUUUUAUUAUUUUAGCGAAUAAAAAGUACUAAUUGUUCUAUUUUUUUACAGAUGCCAAGUAGUUAUUAGUUACUUAACAUACCAAAUUUACUUAAAAGCAUAUCUCAUAUGGGUUCAAGUGCCAAACGGUUGUCUCAUAAUUAUUUCUUCGACAAAUAGGUCAGGUUAGGUUAGGUUAAAUACUACAACGGGUUGCAUUAAUGCUUGAUAAACAUUUUGAUCUAUAAUGAUUUUGCAUAUUAUUAAAUUUAUUGCGACAAAUUCCGAAUUUAUUUUUGAACAAAAAUACUUAAUAAUUGAUAUUUUUAUAUUUGUGAAAUAUCAAUACUUAACGGCGAAGCAAUUUUGUAAAUGUUCUCUUUUCUAAUAUAAAAGGGUGAACGGGGUUUAACAAUUAACCUUACGGCGUCUUGCCUUGGGGUAGCGGAUCAAAAAUUAAGGAAAUUGGCUGGUACCUAAAUGAUAAGGAGGGAAAUUGAUGGCUCGUUUAUCCUUAUACAUAUUAAGUACCACAGGGCAAAACUGAGGUACGCAUAUAUACUAUUUUUUACUUAAUUUUUUGCUACAUGUCCCGUCAAUAUAACAUGCAAGUAGCAACGGAUUAUUUAUUAUACUAACGACAGUUUAGAAUAGGAACUUAAUCCAUUGAAUAUAAUCGAUUUAACAUCAUUUAAAAGAGUUCAUAAACAUUUUAAUAUUCGAUGCAGAAAUGAAGUCGCAUGAAAAGUUAGGAGUAAGAUAAGUCGUCUAACUGUACACGUUUAUAUGUAUAUAUAUCAAAAACCGCUUUUACACCUCUACUGAAACUUCGAUUGAAAUUAUAAAAGUUGUAGGAAGUGCAUGUCUCGAAUGUAGUUUUAUUUAAAUAAGAAUGGGAAGGCAUAAUGUACAUUUAAAAAUUUAUUGCCGUCAGCAAGGUUUGGAAUAGAAAGUUUUUAAAUAGAUUAUUUAAUAAACGAAAAUUUUACGUUCAAGAAAAUGACGUUUCCAGAAUUUAUGUUUUUAUCAAAUACCAACAGUUCGUUGGAAGCGACUUUUUAUUCCAACAUCGCAAGCUGUAAAGUGUCUAAUUAAAAAAGUUGUAUUUGUCGAUCUGAAGAUUAUUUCGUUCGUUUGCAGUUAUAAAAUUUGUAUUUGAUUUAUCCAGCCUUACACCUCGUGACCAUGAAUUGCUAAAUAUAAAAACAUAUUUACUUUAAAAUUAGAUCUUGUAAACUGCGGGACAAAACCCACGAAACUGCACAUAAUUUUGCCUGUUGCAAGUACAAGCAAUUGUAACUACACCACAGAUUUUUUAUAUAAGCUUUUACCAUAAUUUUAACGUAGAUAAAUAGUUGAAAAUUUUCGUCCAUUUUUAAUGAGGCUGGAACCAGAAAUGAUUGUGUCAAAUAAUUGUUUUUUCGGAAUGAAAAGUACCCAAAACGUACAAUUAUUAAUUUUUCUUCAGUCAUUAGUGUUGACAUGAACAAGAAGCAUUAAACGCCAACGUCAACCUAAUUGAUUUGAAAAUUACAUUUUAUUAAUAUCACUGUUAUCUAUUUCUUAUCCCGAUUUUGGAACCAAAAUAAGGAACUACACCUACUGUCGCAAUUUAGCUAUAAACGCGUAAUUCCAUUACCUGUUAGAUUUUUACUCUCAUCGAGAGAAAAGAAUUGCAGUAAUUUCAAAAAUAGGGAACAAACUCCAGCUAAAUUGAUCCUAAUGAAAUUGACGAUAUUAGUAUACAUUUACGUCAUUUGGUAGUACCUAGUACCAUUUAUAAAAUCCAGAAUACCAGAUUAUAAAUUGAAAGAAAACAAUUAGUGUUGGCGUUGGCUAUAAAACAUUGAUUUUAAGCUAUUUCGAACACAAUUAAUUUCUGGCAGUCCUAGUUGAUUAAACGCUUGCAAUAUUUUUUUUUUAAUUAUAGAAAAGAACUUUUAAAUGAAUGAAAGUUGAGGCUUUAUCUUUUAAGCACUACGGAAUGAAGGAUAUAUUCGUAAUAUAAUAAAAAGGAAAACAAAAGUAACGAUACAUAUCAGAUGAUGCCAUUAAAUGAAUACUAUAGUAAGUAACUAAAGUAUAGGUGUACCUUAUAAACCGAAACUAAACAUAUCAAAUACUGUGAGGAAUGAUCUUAACCCGGAAAUGGUUGGAUCACAUUGGUCAGUGCCUUUAGGUUUAAUGUAUAUCGUAAUCCAUAUUGGAAGUUGUUUGCAGGCCAUAUUUUUUUACGCCACUCAUAUUUCUUUCCUUGUGCAAUUUCACGCUAUUAUACAAAGCUUUAUGAAUGCAUACAUAUAGUUACCAAUUUAUUAUCUAUUAUCUCGUUUCCACUUCUGUUUUUGUUUUUUAACAUAUAUUUUAUGAUAACAAUGAGGGUACGUGAUACUUUUAAAAAUCUUAUUUCAAACAGAAGAAAAAUAGGAGGAAGUUGAUUCUGAAUCGUGAAAUAUUUUGUGAAUUUAUUUAUACAUUAGUACAUACCCGAGUAAAAAUAAAAAGAAUUAUAACACCAUCGAAUAAAUCGACUCAAUAUAUCUGAAAUGACGUAAAUGACCGAAACAGUUUCUACAAAUUAGACGAAAAUUUAAAUUCUAAAAUUAUAGCCAAAAUACUACCCUUUGAAGCUGUAAAACAGCUCCAAACUAGCACCACAUUAACGAAGAUCCGAAAGAACCCUCAAACAGCGUCUCGCCAAAAAACAUACUAUAAUAGCACCAAAACAGCAUCACAUACAAAAUCAUCUACAAGCAGCACAAAGUUAUUAUGAAAAUAGCAAUAAUAGUCACUUUAAUAAUAAUGAGGGUAUAUGAAUAUAUAUCUAUAUACAUGUAUAUAUUUAUAUAUAUUCGAAUUUUAGUAUACCUUUGCUGUUUCGGCGCUUUUUUAGAAUAAAAGCAUCGUCCUUUCGGUGGUAUUUCAGUAGCUUUCUGGAAAGCAAUCCGUGCUGUAUCCGUGCUCUUUUCGUACUAAAUGCAGUACUGUUUCAGUACUCCAUUCUUACACAAUCGGCGGUUCAGUCCUGCAAACGGACCUUUUCCGGUAAUAUUUUAGAGAAAUUUAUGGAGCUAGUUUGGUUGUAAUUCGGUGGAGUGAAAUUGAAAACAAUAAGUUUUAUUUGGGUAGUUGAAAAUUGAGUACA
Molecule: messenger RNA, 5389 nt
Organism: Agrilus planipennis (emerald ash borer)
Lineage: Eukaryota; Metazoa; Arthropoda; Insecta; Coleoptera; Buprestidae
Gene: Hs3st-A
Product: heparan sulfate glucosamine 3-O-sulfotransferase 1
Exons: 7
Coding region: 576-1679 (367 amino acids)
Molecular function (GO): [heparan sulfate]-glucosamine 3-sulfotransferase activity
Source: RefSeq, a predicted model, not a curated record